AUGUCAUCAGCAUACCUCCAAGCUUUAAACUACAGCGACGAUCUCCUUUCUCUACCUCAACGACUCAUCUAUACGCUGUCCAAGCAGCAGAAUGUCGAUGCCCUGAUUCCAAUGGCCAUCAGAGCUAUAGUGGCAGGAGUGUUGUUCGCCGUGGUAAGGAGGGUAAUGAAGUAUACUACAGCAAGGAUAAGUCAAAUUGAGCAAAGCCUCCUUCAGACUUAUGCACACAUGUUCGAGAUUGAUACUGAUUCCCUGGGAAAAAGGAAUAAAUCAACGUUGGUAUCUUCACAUCCUCCUGGACCUUCAGGUCAGGUUUUACCUACUUAUCAACAUCCAAUGAGGAUCAGACGUAAUGGAAAUUAUCUCUGGGUUACGAGGAGAAUCAAUGGAUUUGCAGGUUCGAGGUCGAUUGAACAUUUUAGAAUACAAACAAUCGCGUUUCGUCCCCAUGUUUUGAGAGAAUUCUUAAUCUCAGCUAGAGAUUCGUUUUUCGCUAAAGAGGAAAGAGAAUUACUGAUCUUUCAUGCCAAACGAAUCAACCCUUCGUGGCAGAAUCCCGUCUCUCGACCCGCAAGACCAUGGUCUUCUGUGAUCUUACCUGGUCAGAUGAAAGAGAAACUCUUAAAGGAUGUUGAAAGGUUCUUGAGCGAUAAAGAAACUAGAUCGUAUGCUUCUAGGGGUAUUCCACAUCGGAGAGGUUACUUGUUAUAUGGUUCUCCAGGUUCUGGUAAAACCACUUUGGUCACUGCCAUAGCAAGCAAGUUGGAUUUGAAUAUAUACGUUAUCAAUCCUGCUCAACGAGGAAUGGAUGACGCGAACCUUGCCAAGCUUUUUAGAGAUCGUCCCUCUAAAAGUGUAAUCUUGAUUGAAGAUAUCGAUUGUAUCUUCCCCAAAGGGCGUAAUUACCAUGUUCACUCUUCCGAAGCCGACGACGAAGACGGACAAAGUGAAGGUGCAAUAGAAGAAGAGGCAUACGAAGCUGCAUUAGAACCGCAAACAGCCAUAGCAGCAGGAGGAGGGGGUAAACAUGACUUGGCACCUUCUACCGUUACGAUGUCGGGAUUGUUGAAUGCCAUUGAUGGUGUGUCGAGUCAAGAAGGUUGUGUGUUGGUAGCUACAACUAAUCACCCAAACCGACUUGAUCCUGCAUUAUCUCGAGCAGGAAGGUUCGACGUCAACUUGGAAUUUCGAUAUGCUAUACCUCAACAGGCCAGAGAACUGUAUCUGCAUUUUUACCCCAUGGAAGAUUUUGAAGAUUCUUCUCCACCAACUUCUUCGCAGGCUGGAUCCAGAGAUAAAGAUGAGAAAAUUACCAAGAUCCAAAACUCAGAAAAGGUUGAAGCUGAUAAGGAGGACGAGGAUGUAAGGGUAUUUAUCAAAGAUCAACAAGAACUUGAAAAUCUGGCGGAUGAAUUCGUUAAGAGCAUUUUCGAUGAUUUCCAUGUUCAAGAUCAGCAGCUCGAGACUCAAGCAUCCGACAAGAUGGAUGGUCAUAACGGUGAUGAGAAGACAACAUCGACCUUGUCAGAAAGCGUCAGGACCGAAAAUCUGAAGAUAUCACUAUCCAUGGCAUCUCUUCAAUCAUACUUACUUCAAUAUAAAGAAGAUCCAAUUUCAGCUUGUAACAACCGAAUAUCAAGAUGUGGUUGGAUAAUGAGAAAGAUGUAA
This is a messenger RNA of Kwoniella botswanensis, 1668 nucleotides long. RefSeq lists its product as uncharacterized. The transcript is spliced from 11 exons. Gene Ontology annotation, cellular component: mitochondrial inner membrane. NCBI's taxonomy places the organism in Eukaryota, Fungi, Basidiomycota, Tremellomycetes, Tremellales, Cryptococcaceae. Gene Ontology annotation, molecular function: ATP binding; ATP hydrolysis activity. The record is from RefSeq and is a predicted model, not a curated record. Bases 1 to 1668 code for a protein of 555 amino acids. Gene Ontology annotation, biological process: mitochondrial respiratory chain complex III assembly; protein insertion into mitochondrial inner membrane from matrix.